Gongylonema pulchrum is the source of this 333-nucleotide messenger RNA. The record is from the annotation of a GenBank genome assembly. NCBI's taxonomy places the organism in Eukaryota, Metazoa, Nematoda, Chromadorea, Rhabditida, Gongylonematidae.
AUGAAUUAUUUGUUGUUAAAGGUCUCCGAUGAAUGUAUUCAAGAGCUACACGAUCAGGGCGAGCUGGAGACAAGAUAUGCAAAACUUCGACCAUUGCUACAAACUACAAUAGCGGCUAUCCAAAUUGAAAAUUUGCCAAAAGUUCCACCUUCAAUGCUCCAGGCCGAAGUAACCGUUGCAGCGGCAGCAGCAGCACCAGGCGCUGCUCAUCAGCAGUUUCACGAUACAAAACGUUCAACACCAGUAUUGCAUGCUUCACCAGCUUCUUCGAAUUGCAAGGUUGUUAGCCUAAAUAAAACAGUAGUAAUAGUACAUAAUAUUCCGAUACUUUGA